Molecule: messenger RNA, 5252 nt
Organism: Salvelinus fontinalis (brook trout)
Lineage: Eukaryota; Metazoa; Chordata; Actinopteri; Salmoniformes; Salmonidae
Product: zinc finger protein 358-like
Exons: 3
Coding region: 243-1880 (545 amino acids)
Cellular component (GO): nucleus
Source: RefSeq, a predicted model, not a curated record
UCUAACGUUUGAGGACCGCCGUAAUAUUAUAGAAGAAGAAGUAAACGGAAGUCAAGCGACCAAAUACAAAUUCCACGUUAGCGUUCUUGUUUAGACGUUUAACAACACCCUAGACUGAAAUAAAUACUAUUUGAACUACAUCGCAUUACAUACUUACCUCAGGUAGUGUUUAAUUCGCGUUGGAGACGGGACUUGGUUGAUAGAUGUUAUCUAGGUAACGCUAGCUAGCUGCUUAGCUAACAAUGGCUAACUGUAUGGUUUUUCACACUCAAAUAGCCUCCGUCAUGGAGGUGCUAGCUAAUGCAGCCGUGGCAGAAAUCUGUAAACUCGUAGACGACGACUAUGCAGUGUUUCGUUUGGAAAUAACUCAAAGCCAGAAAGAAAACAGUGCAUUGCGGAGGAAACUACAGCUACUGGAACUGAAGGUGGCACGGGAGCGGGCAGAGAGGACAAUACGAGAGCGCGUCCUCGCCAGUCGUCCCAGUAGUGUCAAGAUCGUUGACCGAUACAGAGGAAUGGCAAGAGGUGGACAUCUCACUGGAGGCCACAGGAGCUUUGGGAAGCCAGCGGGUCACAAUACAUGGAGCGAUGGCCAACCAAUCACUGACGAGGGCACUGGAACCUCAAUUCAGAACAUUAUUGUGAUAGAGUCUGUAGAUGCAGAUGCUGCAGGGCCCGGAGGAUCGCCUCUGGUCAAGCAGGAGAAGUCUGAAGGAGAGGAGGACCCAAGGCACAACAGAGACAUCCAAACUGGAGCAGCGGCUGGCGCAGCAGCAGCGCCCACUAUAGCCACGGAGGAACCCACCACCGCUCCAGCGCAGCCCAGGACCCGGCACAGCAUCACGGAGGUCAGUGGAACGCCGAACGCCGUCCUCAAGUCAGAGACAGACACGGAGACAUUAACUGUAACACGCAGGCUCUUACCCACAGAAUCUGACCACAGAUCAGACCCAGAGAGACUGGGGCUGGGGAGAAUGGGCUGUCCUCCUGCUCCCAGUUCAGAUUACUUACCAGUAUUUCACCAGACCCAGAGGACAGUUCAUUCCCGUGGAGAUGGUGAAGGAGACACAUUAGACACUGGCAGUGAUGAUCUGUCUUCCUCUUACGCUACAGAGAUGGAACCUGGCAACAUAUCCUUGGGUUUAGAGACACAGACUGAUCUGUCUAGAGGGUACUGGAACCAGUACAGUAGUAGUGUGUACUCUGAAGGGUGCCUAGAUAAGAAAGGGGAGGGUCUGGUCAUAGAUGUGAAAGUGGAGGGUGAUGCCCCUCCCAUAUGGAAUGCAGAUAGUCACCUAGGAGAUGGACACUCACAGGGCAGAGAAUUCUUAGAUUACAGGGGAAGCAUAGAGACAAAUCCAAAUGUCGCAACCCACUCCCCUUUACACGCGUUCAGGGAUCGCGACCCAAAGUCCACGUCGAUGGGGCUUUCUGAUUCACACGGCCCCGUCCUUUUCGAUCAGGUAUUGAACUCAAACGACAGGGCUAGAGCCCAGGCUCGGGCAGGAGGAGAAACAUCAGGCAAUACUAAAGAGAAACGGUUCCUCUGCAUGUUCUGUAACAAAGGCUUCAGCUGUCCCCAGAAGGUGGAGAGGCACCAGAGGAUCCACACAGGUGAGAAACCCUACAGCUGCCCCCAAUGUGAGAAAAGGUUCUCCCGCCAGGACCACUUGAAGUUGCACCAGAAGGUCCACACAGGGGAGAAACCCUAUAGCUGCCCCCAGUGUCACAUGCGCUUUACCCAGGCUGGCAACCUGAAGAUGCACCUGAAGGUCCACACGGGAGAGAGGCCAUUCGCCUGUACGCACUGCGGGAAGAAGUUCUCAGAGAGGAGAUACCUCAGGAUACACCAGCAGAAAAACCAUUCCACUCUAACUUAGAAAGUAACCAUUUCAAUCGAUAGCUUCUGGCGUUUAGAUCAAACCCUGCAUUAAAGACAAAUAUUAAUUAACAUUGUUGUCAACAGAAAUUAUGCAUUUGGAAUAACCAGAGUAACAGAUUUCAGUGUUGAAUAUUCCUGGGCAGAAUAUUGCAUCCAGACAUUGUGAUAUACACUGAAUGUAUAAAACAUUAGGAACACCUUCUCUUUCUAUGACAGACUGACCAGGUGAAUCCAGGUGAAAGCUAUGAUCCCUUAUUGAUGUCACCUGUUAAAUCAACUUCAGUCUGUAAAUGAAGGGGAGGAAGCAGGUUAAAGAAGGAUUUUAAAGCCUUGAGACAAUUGAGACAUGGAUAGUGUAUGUGUGCCAAUUAGAGGGUGACUAAGCAAGACAGACUAAAGUGCCUUUGAAUGGGGUAUGGUAGUAGGUGCCAGGCGUACUGGUUUGAGUGUGUCAAGAACCGCAAUGCUGCUGGGUGUUUCACUCAACAGUUUCCUGUGUGUAUCAAGAAUGGUCCACCACCCAAAGGACAUCCAGCCAACUUGACACAACUUUGGAAGCAUUGGAGUCAACAUGGGCCAGCAUCUCUGUGGAACGCUUUCGACAUCUUGUUGAGUCCAUGUCCUGACGAAUUGAGGCUGUUCUGGGUGCAACUCAGUAUUAGGAAAGUGUUCCUUAUGUUUUGUACACAUAAGGCACAUCCACACCUGAAAAGUCUGUUUCAUAAUGUGUUUGUACUGUGUAGGAUAUAUGAUGUUCACAAAUUAACCCAAAACACUUUUAAUGAGAAAAUGAAUAGUUUCUUUGUGUAUGUGUGGUUUUCAUAUGGUAUAUUUAACACUUGUUUAUGUUUAACCCCUUCCACCCGUGGAAAUUGGUCAAUAUGGAUAGGGCCAAAUUGACAUUUCUAACAGAAGAACUAUUAAAAGCAUAUGCAUUACCAUGGUAGAAAUUGAAGGAGAACACUUUAGAGUUGAUGGGGAAAUUAUUCGACCAAAGGUGAAGACACAACAGUUCACCUGACAAGACUGAAUCCAAACAUUACACUGUUGAUUUUAUGUGCAUUGGACAUUUACUGUACUUUUCAUGGCGUUUGUCAAUAACAAAAUCUGAAAAUACUCUGGAAACAUUCAGUAACAUAAUAUGAAUACUCAUUGUAAUUUUGGAGUAGGAGCAAGAUAAGUAACAAAAAUGGUUUGAGUGAGAGGUCUAACUGGUUUUAAAGAAGUGUGCAUUGUUCUGAAGUAAUUUCAAUGCACUUUUAUGACAUUAUGGCUUAUUUGAGCUCUGCUAGCAUUGCCAUUGAGGAACUGAAGCAAGCACACUUGCAGUUUUUUGUUUGGAACACAACCCUGCGUCCCCACCAUCACACAAUUUGAGACCUUGGGACUAUAAAGGUUCUCACAUUUUGGUCAAAAAUGUGUUAUUCACAUAGUUGCUCUUUAGGUGGUCCUUCACAUGUGUGAUGUCAGAAUUGUGAUAAAGAAAAGGUGAUAUCUUCGCAAACAUCUUUGAAUCACACAAUGAUGUGCUGUCAAUAAAACAUCAUUGUAUGUAUGAUGAUUCACUUAUUGAACCAUGAAAGACACAAAAAAACAGUUCUGGGAUUUAUGAAAAAUAAUCCAAACAUUUUGCAGAUAGAACCUUAGGGCCAAGUCAUUGAUUAUUCAUAUCAUAGGUUCUGGUCCUCUUGUUCAAUUAUUUACUUAGGCUUUUUCAGAAGAAUGGCCAUAAUUUAAGCUGUUUACAAAUAAAUACAGGUGCCUUAGAGCAUGUUUAACUUCGGGAUCGGUGUCCUGUCUACGGGACGAUUGAGCUAACGUAGGCUCAUGAGAUUGUAAGUGACAAAACAUUUCCCCCAGGACAUAGACAUAUCUGAUAUUGUCAGAAAGCUUAAAUUCUUGUUCAUCUAACUGCACUGUCCAAAUUACAGUAGCUAUUAAAGUGAAAGAAUACCGUGCUAUUGUUUGAGAGUGCACCAUUUUGAACGAAGUUAUUAAUAAACAAAUUAGGCACAUUUGGGCAGUCUUGAUACAUUUUUAACAGAAAUCAAAUGGUUCAUUGGAUCAGUCUGAAACUUUGCACAUACACUGCUGCCAUUGAGUGGCCAAAAUCUAAAUUGCACCUGGGCUGGACUAAUACAUUAUGGCCUUUGUCUUGCAUUUCAAAGAUGAUGGUACAAAAAAAUACAAAAUAACUUUUUUCUUUUACCAGAUCUAUUGUGUUCCAUUCCUUUAACAUUUCCACAAACUUCAAAGUGUUUCCUUUUAAAUGGUACCAAGAAUAUGCAUAUCCUUGCUUCAGGGCCUGAGCUACAGGCAGUUAGAUUUGGGUAUGUCAUUUUAGGUGAAAAUUGAAAAAAGGGGAGGAUCUUUAAGAGGUUGUUAAGGCCCAUUAGAGGCAUUGCUGUUUUUCAAUACGAAAACCUCCAUGGAAGGGGUAUUUCACAAAAAUUGCAAAGUUACGAAAUGUAUUGAAAGUUUGACUGUAGUUUGAUUGUGGGUGUCAGAGACCCAAAAAACAUAUCAGUUUCUCAUCCAGAGCUAAGCUUUAGCUUUUGCUCGUUCUCCAUAGGAUAUGGUGUAUUUGUCACUUUAGUAAACUAUCGCUUUAACAAAAUGUGUGAUGAACAUGAAUUCAUAUAUUGAUGGGAUUAGAAAGAAUGAUAUUCUCUUAAUUUAGUCAUUACAUAUAUGUACUUUUCAAAUGAAAUAUUUGUAACAUGCUAUGCCUGAACCCUGAUAGAACCUUAUGGCUCUGAAAUGUCAAUCUGUGAAUGCACAUAGAAUGGAGUCAUGAGUGUAUUCAAGUGCGUGUUCCGCGGCUAAUGUUCUUCACAGUAUGACAAACAGGCUCAUUGUGUUCAGGACAACCCAGGGUUUAACGCAUGUCAUCCUUGUAACGGUGGAUCAAACAUGGUGAUCAUAAACGUUGAUACUCUAAAUGACAUGUUUUCAAAAAUGGAAAUGUGAAGUGCACAUUUGGACACAGGUGUGUGGUUUGCUCGUAUGACAUCAGUGGUAGUUAUUAUAAUCCUCAACGUCUCAUCUUUCUGAACACAUUGACUCAAUUCCCAGCAUCCCCCUCACUCAGACAACAACAACUGUGCUAAAGUAACCCAAUUAACAGGUGGGAUGGGGACAUCUUGUCCCCAUCCCACCUGUCCCCAUCCCAGUGCUCAAGUUUAUAACGGAUGUCAGUCAAAUCUCAUAUAGUGAUGGGAAGCGGAGCUCUGACGUCAUAUAUAGCAUGUUACUGUACUGCAUUCCAAUUUAGGUGCUUAUCAAUGACAAAAUCAUGUAUUUUCAACCCGUACACGGAAUGACGGGCUGUGAGUGGAAAGGGUUAAUAAACACAAAAUGGGACUUUUCA